Lactuca saligna is the source of this 774-nucleotide messenger RNA. NCBI's taxonomy places the organism in Eukaryota, Viridiplantae, Streptophyta, Magnoliopsida, Asterales, Asteraceae. The record is from the annotation of a GenBank genome assembly.
AUGAUAUACUCCAAAUCUUCAGAUGCAGCCAUUGAGGUGCUAGAAGCUUCAGAUGCUGCUGAGAAACACACUGGUGCUAAAUUAGAGAAUCACGUGAUUCUUGAUGAUGAUGAAGUUGGAGGUCUUAACUUAAAUCUUGGAGGUCAAGUGUACCCUAUAACAGAAGACGAUUUGGAAAUAUGGGAAGGGAAGAGUGGCAGAAGACGAUUUUGUCAGCAAUGCAGUAGAGGAAUAUUUGCAGGGAACAUAUUUGAUAUGGGUUCUGCACAGGCUAUAACUGGGCCAUUAGCAGUCAAUAGUCUACUUAAUGAGUCAAUGAAAUCUCAUUCUUUAAAAUUGCCUCUAACAUUGUCAUUCCAGCACGUGUUCAGGAGAUGGAUGCCUUGCAGUCAAAUACAAAUCACUAAUUGCAAGCUAAACUUAGAGAACGCAAUGAACAAUACAAUCAACUUUGGGUUAGUUGCCAGAGACAGGUUGCUUUUCAGUCAAUGCAUGGAAUGGCAGCUUUCUUUUCACCUGGACAACUGGAGGACAUGUUGUUGCUGUUACUGGACCCUACUCUACAUGAGAGAGAGUAAACAGAAGCUUGAGGAUUUAUUACAGAAGUGGUCUGAAUGGCAUAAUCGACAUCAAUCUUCCUCUCAUGAUUCAAACGUUGAGGUGGAAUCUGGUGAAUGGACGUAUUUUCCAGCUCUUAAUGUUGGUCUACAUAAACCUUCUACACUGUCGUUUUGGAUGGAUGGGCAAACUAGUAAUUUACUGUUGCUAUUAUGA